Messenger RNA from Thalassophryne amazonica, 2968 nucleotides. It is a transcript of the gene slc4a11, whose product is annotated as solute carrier family 4 member 11. Gene Ontology annotation, biological process: monoatomic ion homeostasis; transmembrane transport; monoatomic anion transport. The transcript has 21 exons. The record is from RefSeq and is a predicted model, not a curated record. Bases 166 to 2769 code for a protein of 867 amino acids. NCBI's taxonomy places the organism in Eukaryota, Metazoa, Chordata, Actinopteri, Batrachoidiformes, Batrachoididae. Gene Ontology annotation, cellular component: plasma membrane; basolateral plasma membrane. Gene Ontology annotation, molecular function: solute:inorganic anion antiporter activity.
UGAGUCACUGCAUGUGUCUGACAGACAGUCAGAAACGGAGCAGAGCAAAGGAGCAGAGGUGAUCUCACACUCAUCAGAACAGGAUAACACAACCAUGAUGGGUUGACUUUGGGGGGAGUGGUGGUUGGAGAGAGGAAGUGUGCAUACGCAACCACUUGCUGAGCUAUGGAGAAUAACAAAGUUCUUCAUUUUGUGCCUUCAGAGGGGCCUCCCUCUGGGAUGUCCAAGAAUGGAUACUUUUUUCAAGAAAUGGAGCAGCGGGAGGUGGAGCAGGAGGAGGGCAGCGAGGGCCGAGAGGAAGGACAGGACUCUCUGAUUGCCUGCGGAGAUGACAUCCACCUUUACGACAACCAGAUCAGCCCCGGGCCAGACACUGAUGAUUCUGGAUGUGUGCUGCUAAACACAUCACGAAGGUAUGUGAAACUGAUGAAUUUUGAAGAGGAGGUUCGGGCUCAUAGAGAUCUGGAUGGCUUCUUGGCAAGGGCUAGUAUCCUUCUGGAUGAGACAGCCGCAUCCCUGGAUGAUGUUCUCAAAAGGAUGUUGCACCAUGUGGGUCAGGACAGCCAUGCAUCAGAACCCAGCUGCAACUUCGAGGAGGUGAUGAGCAUGCUUUUCACUGAUGCAGGAGCACAGGAGGUCAACGACAAGUCUCAAAGUUUCGUUUUCUUUGAUGACGUCCACUUGCUGUCAGAGACGAUCCAAGGUGUUACAGCCACUGCAACCGGAGUCCAAUACCAGCAGUCCUGGCUUUGCAUCCUCUGCAAUGUGAAGAGUCUCCAGAGGCGUCACGUGUGCAUUUCCCGCCUGGAGAGGCCACAGAACUGGGGGGAGAACUGCUGCGAGGUGCGCUAUGUCAUCCUGAUACUAGCACCUCUCAAAAUGAAAAGCACCAAAACAGCAAUGGAGCUGGGCAGGACGUUUGGUACGAUGUUCUCCGACAUCUCCUUCAGGCAGAAGCUGCUUGAGACAAAGACGCAGGAGGAAUUUAAGGAGGCACUGGUUUUCCAAAGGCACCAGCUAACAGCAGCUAACCAGCAGCCCACCACUCUGGGAAAGGAGGAGACUGACCCCCGCAGUCUCAAACCCCUCAAGGUGGGCAGCAGCAGUCACUUGGAAUGCAAAGAUUUCUUCAAAGCUGGUCGGGGGAUUUAUGAGGACUUGUGUCGCAGGCUGCCUCUCUACCCCUCUGACUUCACAGAUGGAAUUGUUGGCAGUAAUAAAACUUUGCUGAAAUACAUGACCACAGCCAUCUUCCUAUACAUCGCCAUCCUCCUCCCUGCCAUUGCUUUCGGCUCCCUGAAUGAUGAAAGCACACGUGGCGAGAUUGAUGUCAGAAAGACCAUCAUCGGUCAGAGCAUUGGCGGGGUCAUCUACUCGUUGUUUGCGGGUUCGCCUCUAGUCAUCCCUCUAACCACAGCUCCUCUUGCCAUCUUCAUCAGCGUGAUCCGAGGUAUCUGUGAUGACUACAACCUGGACUUCCCAGCAUUCUAUGCCUGCAUUGGUCUGUGGAAUUGCCUCUUUCUCAUCCUGGGAGGGAUCUUCAAUGUCAGCCUGCUCAUGAAGCUCUUUAAAAGGUCUACAGAAGAGGUCAUUGCACUGUUCAUUUCCAUUGCAUUUGUGGUGGAUGCAGUCAAAGGCACAGUCAAAAUCUUUCACAAGUACUACCACGCACCAACGCUCUCAAAUGGAAGUAUAGAAGCUUUCCGCCAGUUGCCCAGCCAGGGUGGAAAUGUGACGUGGGUAAACAGGAGUGAGAUGGUGGCGGGGUUGACGCUCAAUGCGUUUCCAGAAUCCUUUAUCCAGUGCACUCGAGAGAGGCCUGUCCUCUGCCUUCUGCUGAUGAUGGGGACAUUAUGGAUGGGCUACACCCUCUACCAGUUUAAAAGGAGUCCGUUCCUGCAUGCCAAAGUGAGGGAGGUGCUGUCCGACUGUGCACUGCCAAUCUCUGUACUCAUGUUCUCCUUCAUCGGCUCCUACCUUUUCAAUGACAUUGAACUUCCAGUCUUUAAAGUUCAUGACCGGCCCAUCUUCAACGUGGCUCCAUUUGAACGUCUUUCGGCUAUGAACAUUGUCAGUGCAAUGGGCCUCGGCUUCCUCCUGGCCCUUCUCAUCUUCAUCGACCAGAACAUUGUUGUAUCACUGACCAAUGCACCAGAGAACAGGUUGCUGAAGGGCACAGCGUAUCACUGGGACCUGAUGCUCUCUGGGCUCAUUAACAUACUGAUGUCGGUGCUGGGGUUGCCCUGGAUGCACGCCGCCUUUCCCCACUCCACCCUCCAUGUGCGCCAGCUGGCUUUUGUGGAGCAACGCGUGGAGGGGGGCCACCUCUAUGAGACUAUCGUCCAGGUGAAGGAGACCAGGCUGACGUCUCUAGCAGCCAACAUCUUCAUCGGUGUGUCAGUGCUACUGCUGCCCCUCCCGCUGCAGUGGAUCCCCAAACCCGUCCUGUAUGGCCUCUUCCUCUACAUUGCCCUCACCUCCAUCGACGGAAACCAGAUGUGUGACCGCAUGGCUCUCCUCCUCAAGGAGCAGACGUCUUACCCACCUACCCACUACAUCCGCAAAGUGCCCCAGAGGAAGAUACACUACUUCACUUUCCUGCAGAUGAUGCAGCUGCUGGUGCUGUGUACCUUUGGCAUGUACCCAAUACCGUACAUGAAGAUGAUCUUUCCUCUGUUCAUGAUCCUGCUAAUUCCAAUCAGGAACAACUUGCUUCCUCAUAUAAUUGAGGCCAAAUACUUGGACAUAAUGGAUGCCCAACAUAUGUAGCUGCAGAUGGAGAUAAGCUCAGAGUUCCCCAAAAGACACCUGUAAUUUAAAUAAAUAAAUAAAUGUUGGGAAAAAGAAGCAUAUUUUUCAAUGCAAAACUGUAUAGAAGCAAAAAGGAGAAACAAACUUUUGAUUUUGUAUCUGAUGAGAACAUUCUUACAGGUGAGGCACUGGAAACAUGGGACAUUGUGUGUGUGUG